CGGUUGCCAUGGCAACACGCAGGCUGUCCCCGCACGCUGUACCGCUCCGUUCACUCGCAGAUCUUCACGCUGCCCGACCGCUGCCUGCUGUACCCAGCGCACGACUACACCGGCCAGACGGUGACGACGGUGGGGGAGGAGCGGCGGUUGAACCCGCGGCUGACGCUGAGCGAGGAGGAGUUUGUGAAGCUGAUGGAGGGGCUGCAGCUGCCCCGCCCCAAACUGAUGGACAUAGCAGUGCCGGCCAAUCUGCGCUGUGGGAUCCAGGAUGGCCCCGCCCCCCCGCUGGAUGACUCCGCCCACACGACGAUAAGCCCCGCCCACACGCACUGAUGGCUCCGCCCACCCGGAGGCCAACCAAUCCCAGGAGAUAAAAGCCCCGCCCACAGUGGGUGCUGGCCCUGCCCACUUGGCAUUGACGGGUUCUGAUUGGUGGGAAUAAAGAACAGACAAAGCGAGCGGAA
Molecule: messenger RNA, 464 nt
Organism: Meleagris gallopavo (turkey)
Lineage: Eukaryota; Metazoa; Chordata; Aves; Galliformes; Phasianidae
Source: RefSeq, a predicted model, not a curated record